GCGCCCGCCUAGGGCGAUGCCGCAAAGCGGGGCCGGGAAGAUGGCUGCGCGCUGGGCGCUGGGCGCGGGUGCUGCCUGGGCGCGGGGUCUCCUCAGCUGGGCACGGCCAGAGAGGUGGCUGGCAUCUGGUAGCCUUUUUCCUCUCUCAUGCAUCCACACAAGCACAUCUCUGCAGAAAGUUGGGAAGUGGGAGAAGAAGAACAGGAUUGUUUACCCUCCCCAGCUGCCUGGAGAGCCUCGCAGACCAGCUGAAAUAUAUCACUGUCGGAGGGAAAUAAAAUACAGCAAAGAUAAGAUGUGGUAUCUGGCAAAACUGAUAAAAGGAAUGUCCAUUGAUCAGGCUCUCGCUCAGUUGGAAUUCAAUGACAAAAAGGGAGCAAAGGUGAUCAGAGAGGUUCUGUUAGAAGCACAGGAAAUGGCUGUAAAAAAGCACAAUGUGGAAUUCAAAUCAAAUUUACACAUAGCGGAGUCGCAGACGGGCAGGGGCCGUUACGUGAAGCGGAUACGGUACCAUGGCAAGGGCAUGUUUGGCAUGAUGAAAAUCAGCAGGUGCCACUACUUUGUGAAGCUGGUGGAAGGUCCUCCUCCUCCCCCUGAGCCACCAAGGACUGGCUUUGACCAAGCAAAGGAAUAUGUGCAGCAGCUGCGAAACAGAACCCUUGUUCACACACUUUAGAGGCUGUAUAGGUGUCUCUUGUUAGGCAAUGUAACUAUAUAAAGGAAUAAUUAAAGUCAUGGUUUAGUUAUAUCUUUGGUGCUGCUGGAGAUGGAUGAUGUGAGAAAAAUCAUGGGUUUUUUCUUAUUUGUCAAAUCACAGGUAUGGAAAAAUCUUGGAGCAGCAGGAUGUUACUUUUUCUGAGUUGCUUGGACCACAGCAUUUAAACCUGGACUAUCAAAUCUAGAAGAUACGGUGCUGAAAGAAAGCUUGGUGUCUCUGUUAGGUAUGGUGGGCUAUUUAUUGUAAGACAAUUCUUGACAGUCAUGUUGCAAGAUCAAGCUUCAAACUAAAAUUUGACAUUUUAAAGUAGUUACAUUGGAAAAAACAAGUAACAGUGGACAAAACCAAGUAACAAUAAUAUUUCAGAAUAUCAGACAUCAAUUCUGGGUUUAUUUGGGCUGUAAUAGCCUUCAUUGUGUGUCUUGGGCAUUGUGUCUGGGAGUGGGAAAUAAAAAAAUCCUUGGAAGUUCAGGCUUUGGCAGUCAGUAGGUGGCAAUAUUUAGUUUGUCAGAGAGGAAGUGGUAGUGAAAACUUCCAGAAUAGUCAAACUGGUUUGGGUUUUGCCCAUGGCUUUAAUAAUCUGAUAUAGGCAUGGAGUUCAGGCUGUCCUCUGGAAAUUCAUUGUGGGUAACAGGCAAAAUAUGGAGAAAAGCUUUUUUUUUUUUGAUGAAGAGUGCACUAAUUCUGCAUUGUUUGGAAACAAAGUGCUUUUGUAACAUUGAGGAAAGUGAAACACUCCAUGGAUUUAAUAUGGAAUGGCUUGUUGCCUAUACAAAUCAGGCUUUGAGGUCUCUGAAAAGAAUCCCAUUUUUAUCAUUAAGCCUUUGAAGAGAAAAAGACUGAGAUUGAUAGGGGGAAUCUCAUUUCAUCCAGUCAUAUUUUCAAAUCAAGAUGACCAGAGUCGAUUACCAUCAGUAUAAAAACAGAAUGAGCAGCUGCUUUUACAUGCAAAUGUCUGAUAUUUAGGCCUUUCUUUUCCAUUCUGGGAACACAAGAGUGGAAGACAGAUUGCUUACCUCAUCUGGGUCUUUUUACCUCAACAACUCAUGGUAGCUUUUCUUACACGUGUUUACUUUGAUCAGUACUUGGAUGAUGGCAAAGGGAUAGUUCCUGUAAGGAAACAAAUUAUUUUUACUGUCUUAACAAAGGUUGGUACAGAGUGAUUUCUUCUGGCUACCAAAGAAAGGGUCUCAUGAUGCUGGAGAGUAUUAGGGGAUGGUGAAGUUAUACAAGAAGCACAUUGAGAGCUCAGUGCCAUUAUUGGGGGCUUAUUUGCUGUCUGGUUGUCUGCAGUGCACUUUCAAACACAUUUCUUGCUGUAAAGCCACGAUUUAGUAACUUGCCUGAAAGGUGUGUUCUGAUAAAACUCUCUAUCUCUGCAGUC
This is a messenger RNA of Parus major (Great Tit), 2102 nucleotides long. RefSeq names its product mitochondrial ribosomal protein L22 (gene MRPL22). The transcript is spliced from 7 exons. The record is from RefSeq and is a predicted model, not a curated record. Bases 17 to 676 code for a protein of 219 amino acids. Gene Ontology annotation, cellular component: ribosome; mitochondrial large ribosomal subunit. NCBI's taxonomy places the organism in Eukaryota, Metazoa, Chordata, Aves, Passeriformes, Paridae. Gene Ontology annotation, biological process: ribosome assembly; translation. Gene Ontology annotation, molecular function: structural constituent of ribosome.